Neltuma alba is the source of this 4723-nucleotide messenger RNA. Its product is annotated as nuclear pore complex protein NUP1. The transcript has 9 exons. Gene Ontology annotation, biological process: poly(A)+ mRNA export from nucleus; nuclear membrane organization. NCBI's taxonomy places the organism in Eukaryota, Viridiplantae, Streptophyta, Magnoliopsida, Fabales, Fabaceae. The coding region runs from base 90 to 4214 and encodes 1374 amino acids. The record is from RefSeq and is a predicted model, not a curated record. Gene Ontology annotation, cellular component: nuclear envelope.
CGUCGAUUUAAAACCCUAAUUUGCAUACCUGAACUUUCCCUCUCUCGCCCUCCACUCAUUUCAAAGCUUCUACUUGCUGUCUCUCUCCUAUGGCGACGGCGCGUGAAGGAAACCCCUAUGAAGGGGGAGGUUUGGGAGCAGGGGGCAAAUUUCGGAAGCGUCCUUUCCGGAGGACCCAGACGACGCCGUACGAUCGUCCACCGGCGGCCCUCAGAAACCCUAGUACCAGCCGCAAUUAUGGGUGGUUCUCGAAGCUGGUCGAUCCGGCGCAGAGGGUUAUCACCACUGGCGCCCAUAUGCUGUUUUCCUCUGUUUUCCGCAAGCGCCUUCCUGCCCCUCCACCUUCUUCUUCCUCCUCUCCGCCAAGCCCGCUACCUUCAGAAACUGAGCAGGAAGUAAGGGACAAUCGACAGGAAGCUGCUGCCAUUGCUACCAAUGAUACUUCUGUCAAGCAGCAAGGAGCUGUUGGUGAAAGUGGUAAUCAAAUGAAUUGUUCUGAGGGAGGUGGAUUUACUGAGCUUGAGAAACUGCUAAAGCAGAAGACUUUUACCAGAUCUGAAAUUAAUCAUUUGACAGCACUGUUGCAUUCAAAAACUGUGGAUUCACCUGUCACAGAAGAAAAGAAGACUGAAGUGGCUAGAUCAGAUCUUAUUUUGUCUUGUGAACAGAAGGAAGCAUCCCCGGCACUAAAAAAUGGGAUUGAAAACUGUCUUGUUUCAACUCCGCUGGUUACGUCGAGUGUCAUUGAUAAGGAUGUUGCUUCCCCUGCAGAGGUUGCAAAGGCUUACAUGGGAAGUAGGCCUUCCAAGGUAUCCCCAUCGAAGUUAAACUCACAAAGUCUUUCUCUUAGGGAGGAUCCAUAUCAUAUCCCUCAAAAAUCCCCUGUUAUGUCCAUUGUGCCAAGGGCUACUAGCCAUGAUAAGCUUCAUGAAAAUGGAUUUGUGACACCAAGAUCUCAAGGCAGGUCUGCAAUAUAUAGUAUGGCUCGGACACCUUAUGCCAGGGUUUAUCCAACUUCAACAACAAAGGCUGUUCGACUUCCAAUUGAAGGUGGGCCUUCAUCUUCAGCUCAAUCUGCACUUGAUCAUGAGUCACUUUCUGGAUCAAAGAAAACAGCAUUAAAACGAAGGAGUUCUUUGUUGGAUAAUGAUAUAGGAUCUCUUGGUCACAUGCGAAGAGUCCGUCAGAAGUCUAAUCUUAUAACUUCCAGAGGCUUGAGUGCAUCUGUUUCGGAUAGCCCUCUAUCUAUUAUUAGGAGUGGAGUUCGUGCUGAUCCUACUCAACAGCCCUCAUAUAUGAUGCAGAAGCCUCUUCUGUUGAAUGAAGCUAGGCAUAGUGAUAAGAAGUUGUCAUCAGAAAAUAUAAAUGACACAAUUCCUGGUACAACUGUUCCCAAUAUAUCCUCCAAAUCUAGUGAGAUGGCCUCAAAAAUACUUCAGCAACUUGACAAGUUGGUGUCCCCUAAGGAAAAAUCUUCUGAAUUAAAGAUGCUAACAGACAAGGAUAACUCACCAGCAAAGUUGUCACCCUCCAUGUUACGGGGACAGGCUCUUAGAAGUAUGGAAACUGUAGAUUCAUCAAAAUUCCUGGAUCACAUGCGCAAUAAUAAUUCUGAUGGUUUGUGUCAGAAUUUGUCAGCUGAUACUAAGUUGAUUUCACCAAAGGAGAAGCUUGAACAUGAUCCAUUUGUUACUUCUGUCGGCUUUUCAAUGCCAAGGAAGGAAAUCGUAUCUAGUGCACAAUCUGUGGAUUCUUCUAUAGUGAAGCCUGUUUCUCAACCUCCACAAAAGAGUAGGGCAUUCCGUAUGAGUGCACAUGAGUAUCUGGAUCUGGAUGAUGAUGCGUAUCCAAAUGGGGAUGUGUCUUCUUUAUCCUCUGAGAAACAAAUGACUGACUCUAGUAAUGCGGCCAAGAAAGCUGUUGCUACUGAAACCGAUACAAAGGAGGUGCCUGCUGCAUCACCUGUGGCAUUCUCACUCACAAGUCCCAAGGCAGAUGGCCAGACUCCUAAUGGUACUGGUGAUGGGUCCUUAGUUGGUGAAAAGGGUGGUUUAUCAACAUCUACAACUACAUCUUCCCCACCUCUGACUUUUAAGCCAGAUGGAGCAACAGGUGCAGCAGCCAUGGAGUCAAUCUUUGGUUCUGGAAAGUCUACUUCACUGAAUGGAUCAGUUGUUGCUCCCCCCUUGUUUAGCUUUGGAAGUAAAGUGGCUUCCUCACCAUCAAAGGAAUCAGGAAAAUCGGGCUUGCUAUUUAAUUUUGGAGAUAAAGUUGUUUCAUCGAAGGAGUCUGUGGCUGAUGCUCCAGUAUUUAACUUUGGUGGCAAUAAAAAUUUUGAUAUGGUCCAGCAAAUGCCUAUGACCUGCUCAUCUUCUGUUGGUGCUGAAUCUGCUAUGAAAUUUGGUGCUGGUUCUGACUCAAAGCUGGGGAACUCCGUCAGCUCAACUGUCACUGGUGUAACUGAAUCUAUGCCAAAAGCUCCUGCAUCCGAUAAUGCUGAUGCCAAGACUGUUGUGAAUUCUGGAUUGUUUGCUAAAUCAUCAGAAGUGGCUGUUUCAUCUGCAGCGUCAGCAUCAUCACUGACACCACCCACUAGUAUAUUCUCUUUCGGCCAAAGUUUAAAUCAAAAUAAUGGCCCUCCUGCUUCAGAAACUUCUUUUUCUACUUUUUCAACAUCUGUUUCAAAUAAUUUUACUAGCCAAAGUAUGUUUAAUUGCUCACCUCUUGGGUCCGACAGCAGCAGUGCUGCCACUGCAGCUUCCUCUAGUAGCAUGACAACUAGCAUCCCCCCUGUCACUUUUGCAUCCAGUACCAAUAGCACUUCCUCCACAGUAGCUGCGAUGUCACAAACCCCGUCCUUUUUCAAAUUUGGAUCCUCUCCCAGUUCGACAACAGAUUUACCUGUGUCUUCUUCUGGAAAGCCGGAUACAGGGUCUGGUACUCUAGGCAGUUCUGCUUUUGGUAGCACAUCAGCUGCUGCUGUUGGGCCUGCAGGGAACAGCAUUUUUGGGCUCAGUUCCUCGGCAAUGACAACUGUAAAUAGUCAAUCUCAGGGUUCUUUAUUUGGUUCAAGCACAUCUCUGGCUGGUGCCCACGGCUCGGCCACAAGUUUGUUUGCAGCUUCUACUAAGAGCCAGUCAAUUCAAUUGGGUUCAACUUCAUCUCCUUUGUUUGGGUUGAGCGGGAAUACAUCUUUUUCUUCAGGGAGUUCAGUCUCACCAUCUAGUUCAGCGACAAAUGUUUUUAGUUCUGGCUCCUCCAUCGGGCUCAGCACCUCUGCUUCCCCUUCAACAGCCAACACCAGUAGCUCUAACACAGGGGCAGCGUCUAGCUUGUUUGGGUCUUCCAGUUGGCAGACCAACAAGUCUCCAUUUAGUUCCUCCUUUAAUUCCUCUUCUGGCUUUUCCUUUGGAGUAUCAAGUGGUUCUGUUUCAUCUACUUCUAGUUCAUCCGUGUUUGGAUCGUCCACUGCUUCUAUUGCUUCAUCUGCUAGCACUCCCAUGUUUGGAUCUUUCACUUCUGUUGCUUCAAGUAGCACACCCAUGUUUGGAUCAUCUGCUGUUGUUGCUUCGACUACCAGCACACCCUUGUUUGGAUCAUCCGCUGCUUCUGUUUCUGCAACUACCAGCACAGCCAUGUUCAGUUCAUCAACUGCUUCUGUUUCUACCACUACCAGCACACCUGUGUUCGGAUCAUCCGCUGCUUCCGUUGCUUCCACUACCAGCACACCCUUGUUUGGAUCAUCCACUAGUGGCACACCCAUGUUUGGAUCAUCACUUGGUGCAUCAUCGAGUCCCAUUUUCUCAUUUAGUUCAUCUGCAACGACUACUUCCACACAACCUGUUUUUGGUAAUCCUAGUCCUGGCUUCUCAUUUGGUUCAGCUGCUAACAAUGAUCAGAUGAGUAUGGAAGACAGUAUGGCAGAGGACCCAGUUCAAUCAUCUUCCCCUCUGACUCCUGCGACUCCUGCAUUUGUUCAACAACCUGCCCCGCCUCAACCAAAUUUUGUUUUUGGAGCACCAUCUUCAUCGGGAACUAAUCCCUUCCAGUUUGGAACUCAGCAGAAUAUUCCUCCACAGAACCCAUCCCCAUUUCAGGCUUCUGGCAGUCUAGAAUUCAAUGGUGCAGGGAGUUUCUCAUUAGGAACUGGUGGUGGUGACAAGUCUGGUCGUAAAUUUGUGAAAGUCAGUAAAAAUAGGACACGCAAGAAGUAAGACUUGCUCUAUUAAAAUGGUUUUAUUGUUUCACAGCGUUGAUCUGCACUGUGUUCCAUGAGAUAAAUAAUUAAAAACGGUGGGUGGUCACGUAUGUCACUUCAGAUGACAAUCUGGAAUUAAGUGGUGCUAUUGAAGCAAAUCAUAUCCAGGUUUGUUGGUCCUAAACUUUCACUUGUCUCCCGGAUUCUUAUAGAUUGCAAAGGCGCAAGUUUUCACAAUUUUGUUUCACUAUGGACAUAAAUCUUCUGUACUUGUAAUGGCUCGAGUUUGAAAGAUCAAGAUAUGGUCACCUAUGAUGAUCGGUGAGCCCUGUACUGUUGCCUUGUAUUGUAACUAGAAGUAGGUAUGAAUUAUUAGGUUGUAAUUUGCACUUCCCUCCGGGAAUCUGUAAACCGACGAUUUCUUAGUUGUGUCAUUUUGUUUAAUUAUUUGCUGUCUCCGGUAACGGGAAUUUUUGAGACAAUAUGAACAUUUGUCUGUACAAUGUUGAGCUGGUCGUUAGCAUA